CGUAGAUGGUGUCAAGAUUGUGCUGAGAAUGCUUGCAGAGGCCUGCUCUGUAGAGUAGCUCAUCCUUCCAAGUUUCAAUGCAGCCUUCUGACAUUUCCACAGGGUUGGAAAGCGACUGCCCCAUGGUCCGCCCCUUUGCACGGGUCGAUCAAUGACAGUUGGUCUUCUGGGCACCUAGUGCACUUCCCCCUGCCAGCUCUCCAGCAGCAAUGAGAAAACUGGGAACAUGCCGGGCAGCUGAAAAACCAGGUGACGCGCAGCUGACAACACGCAAUCGCUGACUUCACAGAAGCCGAAGACAGCGUCACCAAGAAGGGGUUUGCCAAUGAGCUCUUUCGAUUCCUUGCAGAGUGUGGAACAGCGAGUCAUCCGUGUGGUCAACAUUGCCGCCACUGUCAUGGAGGAGAUGAGCAGCACCAGCGGGCCUCGGCAGGAUAGAGUGACAUCGUUGUGCUCAGAGUUCAUGUCAGAGAUCAAGGAGAUACAAUCUCGAUUGAGGGAGGAGAUCAAGAACAUGACGGAGUAUAAGCCCUUUGAAAACUGUGACUAUGUAAGUCAAGCAAAGUCGACAAUAAGUGCAGAAAAAGUUUCGAACUUGCAAAGGCAACUCGAAGAGCUACAAAAAGAUGUGGGAAGGCGAGAACCUGAUGCAAAUCUACCGUUAGAGGUGGUGCCAUUAAGAACCGAGAUAUCCAAUGGUAACCACAGCCUUCCAAUGGAGCCUGGGGGACGCGAAAGCAGAUAGUUCUGGAGCUAUGUACCGGUGCGCUGCACCUGAAUUUGAAUGCACCCUGGUUGGUUGACAAUGUCUUGCAUCAACACAGCUAGACAUGAACAUAGGAGGGAGUCGGCAACAAGCAUGGAAAAGUCCGGCAUGUUGAACUAAAGCAGACCACGUAUUGCGGUGUACCGUCCCAUGCC
This is a messenger RNA of Klebsormidium nitens, 921 nucleotides long. The record is from the annotation of a GenBank genome assembly. Lineage: Eukaryota; Viridiplantae; Streptophyta; Klebsormidiophyceae; Klebsormidiales; Klebsormidiaceae.